GGGCGGUGGCCGAUCCAGGGCGGGGGUCGGCGGCCCGGCCAGCCCGGCCCGGCCCGGCCCGGGGCCGCGUCCCAAGCGUCCGCCCUCGCCGCUGCAGGCUCGGUGCCCGGCCGGCCGGCCAUGGAGGCCACGCGCCCCCCGGCGCCCGGUCCUGGCUACGGGCGCCCCUCGCUCCGCGCCGCCGGCCGGGACCCUACGGCCGCACCCGUGUCGGUGCCCGCGCCGCCGCAGGGCCCCGCCUCGGAGUUCGCGCUGCCGCAGGAGCCGAAGCCGCGGGCCGCGGACCUCGGGGCCCCGGGGGCGGGAGCGGGGACGGCGGGGCCCCCGGCGCCGUCGGCGCACAUCCCGGUGCCAGCGCAUAGAGCCCCCCCAGGAAAAGCCCGGCCGGACGAGGUCAUGGCCGCUGCAGCCCUGACAAGCCUGUCUACCUGCCCUCUCCUGCUAGGAUCCCCGGCUGUAGCCUUCAGCACAGAGCCCGGCCUGGAGCCCUGGAAGGAGGCGCUGGCGCGGCCGCUGGGCAGCAGCAGCAGCAGCAGCAGCAGCGGCGGCGGGGACUGGGGCUGGGACCUGGCCAGCGACCAGUCCUCUCCAUCCACCCCAUCGCCCCCACUGCCCCCUGAGGCAGCCCACUUCCUGUUUGGGGAGCCUGCUCUGAGGAAGAGGAAGGUGAGCGGGGAGCAGCCCUCGGGCCCGGAGGACACAGGGGUGGAGCCUGACCCCGGCCCUUGUCGCCCAGAGCUCGCUGCAGGUCCUGUUCCAGUGUCUGUGGAAGCGCUGCGGGAAGGUGCUGAGCACGGCCUCCGGGAUGCAGAGACACAUCCGCCUGGUGCACCUGGGGCGGCAGGCCGAGCCGGAGCAGAGCGAUGGCGAGGAGGACUUCUACUACACGGAGCUGGACGUGGGUGUGGACUCGCUGACCGCGGGGCUGUCCAGCCUGAGCCCGGUGUCACCCAGCACCUGUGUGCCACCCGCCUUCCCCUGCCUGGCGCUGCCGGAGCCCCCCGCCCUGCCCCGCCUGCUGCGCCCGCUGGCCCUGCCCCCACCCCCGGUGCUCAGCGCCUCGGCGCCCCCCCAGGGCUGCCUGGCACCCGCCCACCUGGAGCCACGGCCGACCACAGUCAGGGCCUGCGCGCCAGCCCUGCCCGCCAAGCUUGGUCCCACCCCGAGGAAGCCCCGAGGGGAUGCCAAGAAGUGCCGGAAGGUGUAUGGCAUGGAGCGCCGGGACCUCUGGUGCAGGGCCUGCCGCUGGAAGAAGGCCUGCCGGCGCUUCCUGGACUGAGCCCGCCGCCUGCCCGGGGCCUCGCCCACUUGCAGACUCUUCUCUUGGAUGGGGGUCCCCACCACUCAAAGUGCCUCUGAAGAAACCAGCCUUUUGCACUAAAGCCAAACCUCACUGCUGUCCCCUUGGCCUGGGGUCCCCAGGGGUGGCCGCCCCCGCCUGUUGGCCCCGGACUUGUCAGGGGUGUGAUGGGCCCCGCUUUGGGGCCACAAGGGGUUGUCCUCGAUGCACUUUGAGGGGCGUCAGGGAGGGGCACCCCCGCCUGACAUUUGAGGCCGGGGUGGCAUUCGUACCGCGUUUGCGAAGCUCAGGUGUCUCACGUCUGGGCUGAACCAGGCGAGGAGUAAAAUUAAAGAUUUGGGGUUUUUCCAAAA
This is a messenger RNA of Sus scrofa (pig), 1653 nucleotides long. NCBI's taxonomy places the organism in Eukaryota, Metazoa, Chordata, Mammalia, Artiodactyla, Suidae. The record is from RefSeq and is a predicted model, not a curated record.